AUGUUUCUCUUUAAAAAAAUAUUUCCUUCAAUCAGUAAUAAUACAAGAGAAAUUAGUUUAAGUUUAUCUAAUUACAAAUAUAUAUUGGACCAAACCAAAGUACCAACUUUAAAUGAAAAUGAUAUUGAAGAAAAAUAUGUCAAAGGAAGUGGGCCUGGUGGGUCUGCAGUUAAUAAAAAUUCUAAUUGUGUAAUGUUGAAACACAAACCAACUGGUAUAGUCAUCAAAUGCCAUGAAUCAAGAUGUGUAGAUGAAAAUAGAAAAUUAGCUAGACAAAAACUAAUUUACAGAUUAGAUGAAAUUCAAAAUGGUGUUUAUUCAAUUGAAGCUCAAAAAAAGAUAAUAGAAGAGAAAAAAAGAACUAAAAAAGAAUGGAAGAGAAAAAAAUUAAAUGCAUUAAAAAGUGAUUGGAUACUAAGAGAAAAUAGUUAAUUCUAUUUUUCUAGUGGAUUUAAUACUUUUUUGUAUUUCAUCUAAUAUAUUUUAAUCUAAAUUCAUUUUAUACAUUCUCACUUGUAAUUCAAAAAAAUAUACAACAUAU
Messenger RNA from Daktulosphaira vitifoliae (grape phylloxera), 541 nucleotides. Its product is annotated as mitochondrial translation release factor in rescue. Gene Ontology annotation, biological process: translational termination. Gene Ontology annotation, molecular function: translation release factor activity. The coding region runs from base 1 to 432 and encodes 143 amino acids. The transcript has a single exon. The record is from RefSeq and is a predicted model, not a curated record. Lineage: Eukaryota; Metazoa; Arthropoda; Insecta; Hemiptera; Phylloxeridae. Gene Ontology annotation, cellular component: mitochondrion.